Molecule: messenger RNA, 2662 nt
Organism: Dioscorea cayenensis subsp. rotundata (Guinea yam)
Lineage: Eukaryota; Viridiplantae; Streptophyta; Magnoliopsida; Dioscoreales; Dioscoreaceae
Product: leucine-rich repeat extensin-like protein 5
Exons: 2
Coding region: 42-1631 (529 amino acids)
Molecular function (GO): protein binding
Source: RefSeq, a predicted model, not a curated record
UCCAAAACCCCUUCCCAAAUCUCCAACCCUUCUUCUCCGGCAUGGAGCUCGCCGGCGCCACCUCCGUCGCCGGCCUCGCCUACCCCGACUCCGUCGACUCCUCCCCCAGCUCUCGCGGCCGUGAAUCAUGGGAUGAUCCCCCGGCUGCCGCCGAUGCUCUCCCCUUGAAGCUCCGUUUCAUGUGUAGCUAUGGCGGCCGCAUCGUCCCCCGCCCCACCGAUAAGUCUCUCUGCUAUCUCGGCGGCGAGACCCGCAUCAUCGUCGUCGACCGCCACUCUACCCUCGCUGACCUCUCCUCUCGCUUGUCCCGCUCCCUCCUUGGUGGCCGUGCCUUCUCUCUCAAGUACCAGCUCCCCAACGAGGAUCUCGAUGCUCUUAUCUCCGUCUCCAGCGAUGAGGACCUUGAAAAUAUGAUCGACGAGUAUGAUCGUCUUCUCCAGGGUGGCGGUGGCGGUGGCGGGGGAUCAUCCUCCCGUUCGUCGCGAAUCCGGCUCUUCUUGUUCCCAUCCAAGUCUGAGUCCGCCCCGUCCUCCAUUGGAUCUGGAUCGCUGCUUGAAGACUCCAAGUCGGAGACCUGGUUCGUCGACGCGCUCAACAGCGGCAUCGGCUCCGCCGGUGCGUUGCCCCGGGGACUCUCCGCCGAUUCGGCGUCGGUCAACUGUCUUCUCGGCUUGGAGGAUGAUUCAUCCACGCAUUCUCGCGCCGACGUGGAGCAGCACGUACUCCACCGCCCAGACUCGUCCGGCCGGCUUCCCUUGGUCGCGGACUUGCCAAUGCUCGAGACUAUCUCCUCAGGACCUCAGCCUUUCUUAUCUAAUCUCCCACCGAUCCCUGUCUGGCCGGAGGAUCGCUCUCCUGAUCGACGAGUCGGCGGUCUAGACGAUCAUUUCUCGCAAAUGAAUCUCUCCGCCGGAACCCAUCCACCGCCGAUUCCGAUGCCGAUCCCACUCCCACCCGUCUCAUCUACAACUCUCUCCAUCUCACCAUCCGAAAUCCCUAAUCGCGUCUUCUCCGACGACGAGAAAUCAGAGAAAUCGGAUCAAAACGCCGUCCGCAAGACUCCAGCACCAUCGAUGCAAACUAUCCAAUCUCAAUUCCCUCCAAAGAUCGAAUCCCCAAUCCCUGAAUCCCUCCCCAGGCCUUUCUAUGCAAACCCGAUCACGGAAUCCAAACGAGAAGCUCCUCCACGGAUGCCACCGUCGUCCUCGACGAUGCAGCCGGAGCAACACCAGCACCAGCAUUUCGUCACCACUAAUCCCCAUUACCUCCAUCACCAACACACAGCCACUAUGGUUCCAAUCCAAUCCUACUACCAAAUCCCUCAGCAAUCCCAGCAACCCCACCAUUUCGAUUCCCAAAUCCAUCCCAUGUACUACCUCCCCAUCCACUCCAAUCCCUCCACCAUCCCCACCUCCGCCGCCGCUCCCCGUCCCUCCCUCCCCUCCGGCAUUCCCUACCACAUGAUCUCCAACUACGGCUACGAAUACGCCGCCGCCGCCGCCGCCGCCGCCGCCACUACCGCCCCCGAUUCCUCCCACUCCCAACUCUACUACACCCAGCCAACACCAUCUCCAGCACCGGCGCCGGCGCCGCCCACUCCCGCCGACACCAAACCCACCAGAGCCUCAUAGUCCUGUAAGCCUUCACUUACAUCCAUUAAAUUAGAAAUUUUUUUUUUCCUUAUUUUUGCACUAUUUCCUCUUCUUUUACUUUGAUUCAUAUAUGUGUGUGUGUGUUACAAUAUCUUCAUAUCAUCAUAUAUUUUUCCAGUGAUCUUAUUACUGUGCUUACUUAAGAUGAUGACAACCAAAUAAUACCAAUCUCUUUCUUCCACCAAUCUCUGCAUGUAAAUAUUACUACCAUUGAAUGAAUAAAAUUUAGGAUAUAUGGCAGCAUGCCACCAUCUCUUUUCUCAUAUUUUUUUUUUUCCCUUCAUACUAUUAAGAAUUCUUUAAUGGCUUUGUGGUACGAGAUCCAACCUGGAUUUCCUGGAGAUGAGCUCUUUCUCAGGUGGCUUGCAUGAACUUUUCUUUCUUUUUUUUUAUUAAAAAUAAAUAAAAAAAAAACUUGGAAGAUGAGUUCCAUGUGGUGGUCUGUGCUUGUGUGUCUUCUACGUGUGUACAAUGUUGCAUGUGAUGUGUUUGUGAUUUCCAUUAGUUUAUUUUUUUAUGUACUUCUUAUCUUUUUUUUUAAAAACUCAUUUUUUUAGUUGUUUACUUAAUGAGUUGUUAACGUUGUUGUUGUUGUUGUUGUUGUUGUUGUUGUUGUAGAAACUAGAAAGAAGUAGAGCAUGUUUUGGCAAACAAAUGCUCAUAAUAGAUAACAAAGACAGAUAACUAGUAUUUCAGUACAAAUCUUGUUGAAUUUUAAUCUGGAUUUCUUGUUUUAAUUAACAUUUCAUUGAGUUCUACAGCAAAUUUUAGUAUCUGAUUGUUCCAUUACCUGCUUCAAACUAUAUAUUUAUACAUAUGUAUGCACUAUGAUUUGUGGUUGCUUUUUCUUUUUGUGUUACUGAAUAAUUGUGGACAUGAAAUGUGACUUUAUAUGUACCAAGCUCUGCAUUGAACUUGAAAUGUGAAACUACUCUAGACCCAGAUUUGUUUGUUUUUACAUGUAAGCAAAUAUUUGGUAAAUUAUGGUAUGUAAUUAAUUACACACAAGU